AUGCCACGCUUUAUCAUCUUCGUGCGUGGAUCCUUCGAUUCAGAAGCCGAAUUCAACCCCGACCCCGAGAUGAUGAAAGUCAUGGGCGAUUCAAUCCGAUGUGUCCACCCCCUUUACAACGCGACAAUGCGCAAAGCGGGGAUCUUGCUCUCCGCGGAAGGUCUCCACCAUAGCUCCCGCGAUAGCCGGCGGAUCGUCUUUCAGAGCUCGGGGCCGCCUACCAUUCAAUCCGGUCCUUUCCCUGCGGACGAGCUGGUUCAGGGAUUCUGGAUUGUGCGUCAAGGACGUAAAUGAGGCAGUUGCUUGGGCUGUCAAGUGCCCAAGCCAUGCGCUCAGGGGAAAUGUCACUGAAGUCAGGAGGAUUGCUUCAGUUGAGGAUUUUGAAGAUGUGAAGAGUCCAGGGUUGGAGGAGAAGUAAAGGGAGUUGAGGGUGCAGGUUGAGCCCGUUGCGAAGGGAAACCGAGAAACCACAAAUUUAUAUGUGAAUAUUCUUCAUACUUCCUCAACUUCAUGUUUCGUUGAGAAAUGAUAUAGCUGUGAGCCCCAGAAGACGCCUUUGAAACCAUGGCAAAUAUGUAGGAUCCCGAAAUUUUUACGGAUAAAGAGAAUCAUUUCGCAAAAGGGCGAAUUUCUAACAAAUGCUU
This is a messenger RNA of Hyaloscypha bicolor E, 644 nucleotides long. RefSeq lists its product as uncharacterized. Lineage: Eukaryota; Fungi; Ascomycota; Leotiomycetes; Helotiales; Hyaloscyphaceae. The transcript has 2 exons. The record is from RefSeq and is a predicted model, not a curated record. Bases 1 to 294 code for a protein of 97 amino acids.